UGCUGCACAGAUUCAACACGCACAACUAUUGUGUUUAAAGGUACUGAAGCGUGAUCCAGUGAAAAACAGGCCUGUAAAUAUGUAACCGUACAUGUCCGGUAACAGUCGUGUUUCCACCGGGAGAAGAAAGAUGGACUCUGUUGUGAAAAACACCCAGAAGAAGUUGUGGCUCCGCGGUCUGCUUUGGUGUUCGCUCCUGCUCGAGCUGGCGUCGGGAGCUUCCUUCUACGGUGACGGCUUUGUACAGCUCAAGGCAACAGAGUCGUCCGACCAUAACACGCUUCGCAUUCGCUUUCGAACCUCCAGUACCAACGGCCUGCUGUUUCUCGCCGCCGGCCAGAACGACUACUUUCUACUAGAGCUCCAUGCUGGUCGCCUGCAGUUGAAGCUUGACCUCGGAUCAGGGGAGCUACAGUUAGAGUCAGAGAAAGGCACCCAGCUCAACGACCUGGCCUGGCACUCCGUGGAGGUUCGCCAUGUGCAGAACAACGUAACCCUGACUGUGGACAAGAACUCUCAAACUGGUUUUAAGAUUCCAGCCUCCAAUCAUAAUCUCGACAUUUCGGAUGGGCUGUUUGUCGGAGGCUCAGGAGGCCUGGACAAAAUGUACCUACCCAGAGACCAGAUUGGCUUCCGAGGCUGCAUGGACGAGGUGGUCUUCAAUAAACAUGACUUGUUGUCAUCACUGAGGCCAUAUACCGGAUUCAAGAAUGUCCAUGAGGUUUCUUUAGGCUGUAGUCCCCAAUUCUUUGCCACAGAGGAGGACCCUAUCAGUUUCUUCAGCUCCAGGGCUUACAUCUCUCUUCCAACCUGGAACACCCAGCAGGAAGCAGUUUUUGAGUGUGUCGUGCACACUUCAGCCAAAGAGGGAAUUAUCCUGUACAGUUCAGCCAGAGAGGGAGACUUCCUGGCUGUGGAGAUUCAGGAAGGUUUGCCAGUGGCCAUUGUUGGGAAAGGUGGAACCAAAACCGAGCUUCGAUCACUUACAUCAAUUUAUGACAGGAAAUGGCAUACUUUGAAGUUGCAUUUCAGAUCCGAAAGCCUCGAGCUUACUGUUGAUGGAGAGAUGGUGAAAAGCAGCAUUAGCUCCCAGUCAAAGAGGCUUCAGUUUAAAGGUUCUCUUUUCGUUGGAGGUAUUGAUGACGGCACCAGAUCAGAGGCCAGAAAGGUGGGGCUUGUCUCUGUGUCUGGUAAGCGUGUCAGAGGAGGUUCCUUUAAAGGAUGUCUGAAGAACAUUGAAGUCAACAGAGUGAAAACAGGUCUUUCCAAUGCUGUAGUCACCAAGGAUAUCUCAGUUGGUUGUGAGCCAGAGACAGAACAUGAACCAUCAACCACUGUGAGUCCAACAAGUGCUGCAGGAUCUCUUUUUCACUUGGUAACCCCAAGACCAUCGCUUCAAACUUCCACCCUUGCAAAGGGCUUGGACAGAAAGUAUGGCUCAAACUUUGUGCAGUUCAAAAACCUUGUGGUCCCUGAAGGUGGUCGAGCAUCCCUCGAGGCCAAACACAUCAAGGUGCUCUUAGACUUCAAGAAGCUUGGCAUUCGACAGUCUCAGAUUGUGUUCCAAAUUCGGGAGCAACCAAUUCGGGGUCAGAUAAGGCUUGAUGUCGACCAGGACCAAGAGAAGAACACCUUUAGUAUGUUGGACCUUUGGCAUGGAAGAGUGAUGUAUAUCCAUGGAGGCUCCGAGGAACCAGGUGAUUUCUUCAUGUUUUCAAUUUAUUCAAGUAGUAGAAAGCAAGUUCCUGAUUAUCUGAAGGGCAACCAAUUGUACCGUUACAAUAUUACUAUGACACCUACCAACGAUGCACCUGAAUUGAGUCUCCCUGAAGGUAAUCUCUUUGUGCUGUUGGAGAACUCAAAGAAACGCCUCACCACUGAUGUUCUGAGGGCCACAGACAUUGACAGCAACUACACCAACCUUGUCUUUUCUGUGCUUGGAAACCUGAAUGUUGAUGCAGGAUAUUUGGAGAUUGAAAACAACCCAGGCAAGUCAGUGCCCUCAUUCUCAUAUCUAGACUUGGAGGCAGAGAAGGUGUUCUUUGUUCACACAGGAGUUCGAAACUCAAGAAUAGUCCUUAGAGUUAGCGAUGGGGAAAAAGUUAGCAAUACUGUGGUUUUAAGGGUCAUGGCUGUAGCACUGGAGUAUAAGAUUGCCAACAACACAGGCCUUGAAAUCAUUCAAGGAGAGUCAGCUAUACUUGGUUUAAAACAGCUGGCUGUGCAAACAAAUGCUAUAAAACAAAUAGUUGACAUCCGAUAUGAUAUAAUUGAACCCCCUCAGUAUGGAGAACUCCAGAGGCUUCACUCAAGCGGUGAAUGGAGGCAUACUGACUCAUUUUCUCAAAGACUUCUUGAAAAAGGGCGACUAAGGUAUGUUAGCACUUUUCAAGAAGUCCAGACGUCCAACGUGACCGAUUACUUUAAGAACAAAGUUCAUGUUGCUGCAAGGGCAACCACUGAAAUACUUUUUCCAAUCACGGUGAAGUGGGUGAAGUACCACCUGGUGAGGAAUGUUAUAAUGGAUAUGGAUAAAGUUAGAAAAGUGACACUGGACUCAGACAAUCUUUUUGCCACUGCGGAAGGUGUGGUACUCUCAGAGGAUGACCUCUAUUUUCGGAUUCUCACCACACCGAAGAAAGGGAAGCUCCUGCUCGACACCACUAUCUUGACCAAGAACUCAACCUUUAGCCAAGGAGAUGUAACUGAUCAAAAAGUACAUUACGAGCUGGUUGACAGGCCUUAUGAAGACACAAGUGACAGGUUCAAGUUUCAGCUGGUUUCCAAACAUGUUGAGUCACAAAACUAUGACUUUCGGUUUACUAUUAAAGCUGAUGUCAACAGCGUGUUUAUGAGAAAUGAUGGACUCUCACUUAUCGAGGGAGAAAGCAAACUUAUUAGAAAAGAUGCUCUGUUUGCAGAGACUUUGAGUACAAAGGAUAUGUUCUACACAGUAAUAAGCAGCCCAAAACAUGGGAAGCUAUCCCGUAUUACUCGAUCAAAUUCCAAUGCUAGCUACGACAACAUCUUAACCUUCAGUAAUCAGGAUAUAUUGGAGGAACGGAUAAUGUACAUCCAUGAUGACAGUGAAUCAACUCAAGAUGAUUUCACUUUUAUAGCCUCCACCAGCCAAGAAUUUAAAUCGUCAAUCACAGAAGAUGAAUUUGGUUCCAAAGAAGGAUUGUUUAACAUAUCAAUUCAGCUAGUUAAUGACCAAAAGCCGGUACGUGUUAUUGAUAAAGUUUUCCUAGUAGUAAAGAAUGGACAGAAGUUACUCACUAUAGAUGAUUUGCGUUAUCAUGAUGCAGACUCUGACUUUGAUGAUGGCCAAUUGAUUUACACUCGACGUGGAAUCCCGAUGGGAGAUCUAGUGCUUGUUAAUGAAACCUCUCACCGGCUGUUCCAGUUCCGACAGAAGGAUUUGGAAGACAAACGAGUGUUGUUUAUUCACAAAGGUGUAAACAUGGGCAGAUUUGUGCUCUUUGUCUCCGAUGGAAAACACUUUGUAUCGAGUCUUUUAGACCUCAGUGCACAGGACGCUUUCUUGAAAGUUGGCAACAAUACUGGCCUAAUGGUUCAGAAGGGCCAGUCGGUAACCUUUUCCACCAGUAAUUUUAGUAUUGUUUCAAAUUUGGAUAUCAGAGAUGACCAGGAGGUCGUCUUCAAGUUGGAUGAGGCCCCCAAGUAUGGAGGACUUUAUCGCAAUGAAACAGAAGUGGAGUUAUUCUCACUGUCUGACUUCAAGAAUGGGAUAAUGUCCUAUCGGCACAAUGACAGCAAACAUGUUGCAGAGUAUUUCAACUUAACAGUGAAGGCAAAAGGUCUUGAACUCGCAGUGAGGAUCAAUGUGAAAGUGUACCUAGAAAGUCAUCAAAGGCCACCCAUUGUGCUGCAUCACAACAUCCUACUGGUGGAAGAGGGGAAACCAGUGAAGAUUAGCGAAGCCAAAUUAGAGGCGCGGGCAAGAGCCGGCAGAAUUGGAGCCUUGCCGACGGACCCUCACUCGAGGUCGUGA
Molecule: messenger RNA, 4015 nt
Organism: Notothenia coriiceps (black rockcod)
Lineage: Eukaryota; Metazoa; Chordata; Actinopteri; Perciformes; Nototheniidae
Product: chondroitin sulfate proteoglycan 4-like
Exons: 4
Coding region: 92-4015 (1307 amino acids)
Biological process (GO): anatomical structure morphogenesis
Source: RefSeq, a predicted model, not a curated record